AUGUCAUUCUUACCCCCGCGAUCGCUCAACCGACGUCCCGCCCACUCCACGAUCUGGGCUGGAAAAUGGAAGCUCUACAUCAUCCCCAUCAUCAUGAGCGGCUUCCUGCUGCAGAUUCUCUUCCUCGGCAACAUGUCAUACCUCUACGGCGCUCUGUUCAACUCCAGCUCACGGAUGCACAAUCUCAAGGUCCUUGCCGUUGACUUUGACGGUGGUGAUGUUGGCCGAGCGCUGUCGGGAGCUUACAGCAACCUGCAGUCCGACGAGUUUCCCACCGUUGAGUUUGCAUCCCCAUCAGAGUACCCGACUCCCGAUUCACUCCGCAAUGCCGUCUGCGAACAUGGCUACUGGGGUGCGGUCUACACAAGCUCCGGCGCGACCGAUCGAGUUCUGGCUGCUAUCGAAGGCGAUAACACGACGAUUUACGAUGCCAGCGAAGCCAUGGCCUACAUCUACAACGGUAUUUACUAUCCAGCUGUUGUAGCCUCAGUUCGAGGAAGCCUGCAGUCUCUUGUCGGCGUCACAUCUAAGGUCUUCCCCCUUGUGUCGUCGGACGCCAUGGCGGCAAUUAAUACGACCAACCUGGCAUCGGCUGCCACCCUCCUCAACCCUAUCGAUGCGACCGCCUGGGACAUCAUGCCAACCACGCAGGGAGCCCGAGUCCUCCUCAAUAGCGUCUCCCUGAUAAUGCCGAUCCUUAUGCAAUUCUUCUUCAUUAUGGGUGUGAACGCUAUCACCGCCAACGCCAAGGUCCUCGACAUACAAUCCAAACGCGAUGUUUAUAUCUUCCGACUCUGCGCCAGCAAGCUAUACAGCUUCGUUUCUUCUUUGUGCAUAGUUGGUUAUAUCUGGGCCUUCCGCGAGAACUGGGGUGUUACGGCUGGACAGUUCUGUGAGACGUGGAUGUGCCUCUGGCUCUACAUGGACAUCAACUACAUGGUUAUCGAUACAAUCAUCGGAACCAUCAUUCCUAUGUCAUUUUUCGCCUACUUCCUCCUGACCUGGGUUAUCUUUAAUAUCGCCACCGUUAUCUACCCCUUUGACCUCACACCAGACUUCUACCACUGGGGAUGGGGCUUGCCCGCACACAGUGUCUGGCUCCUGCUGGUCAGCAUCUGGUCUAACGGCUGCCGUGCACAACUCGAUGUGACACUCCCAGUUCUGUUUGCUUGGUGGUUCGUCGGCCAUUUCACUAGCGCUUGGUCGGUCCGCAAGAGGUGCUUGAUGGCUGAGGCCGAGAACGAGCAAGCUAAUAAUAACGAUAAGUACAUUCGGUCUAACAACGAGCAGAUCCAGCAGUUUGUGCUUGAGACGGUCUCUUCGCGGGACUCGAGACAGGAAAACAACGAUCGAACUUUGGACAACUACGAUGUCGAGGCGAACCGCCUUGGCGUCAGUCACCCCGAGGGCAGUGAUAGUCGAACUGUCAUCGACGCGCCGGCGCCUUCACAGGAUACUGAUGUUGAAAAGAAGUAG
Messenger RNA from Clonostachys rhizophaga, 1476 nucleotides. Lineage: Eukaryota; Fungi; Ascomycota; Sordariomycetes; Hypocreales; Bionectriaceae. The record is from the annotation of a GenBank genome assembly.